CUCCGGCAGCUGAGUGUGUUUGAGUUCCUGGUUCUCUCCAUCGGCAUCAUCUGCAUGAAUAAGCUGACAAAAGUAAUAAAACAAAAGCAGAUGAAUAAUUAACACGCACUUGACACUGAUUCAUUGCUGUUCAGCUGUCAAUAAACACCUGUUCAUCCUAUAAAUGAAUGGUUUCCUGCUGCACACGGCUCACCCUUCUCUUGACAAAACUAAUAAUAUAUAAAAUAUUACUUAUGCAGGUUAGAGUCAGACUCAGAGAGAUCUUCACAACAGUUAGCAGUGUGUUUUACUCGUCUGUCUAAGUAGUGGUGGUCAGGCACAAAGACUCCAACUACUUGAACUAUGGACCCACUCAACUGUUUGAACUGCUGCCAGUGUCGCGGCGCUCCUUUUUUCACCUUAAGAGAGAACAAACAGCGUUAGGUGUUCAGCAGGACCGAACUGCAGUCAAACUAGGCAGGAGAGACGGAGCACGAGCAGAAAGGAACAGCGAGUAUUUGAAUCAGUGCUUAUCAGGCUUUUCAGCCUGUGUGUGAGUUCACUGCCCUUUAUAAGAUAAACUGUGGAAUUAACUUUGCCUCGUUUUCACAAGCCAUGAACUCAGCUCAGCAGCUGCUCCGCUCUCAUAGAGAACUCUUGCUGAACUGGACCUGCGACCACCCGGCGCCGUUGCUGCGCUGGCUGCGUGAUGCUGAGGUGCUCUCCUCUGCCCAGUACCUGUCUGUGCUGGAGCGGUCGCCCUCCAACGCCGUGGCCCAGGCUCUGGAGACGGCGUGCGCCUCCGAGGAGAGCAGCCACCAGUUCCUGAUGGUGCUGAGGGAGGUGCAGGACUAUUACUGCAGAGAUCUGCAGAACUGGGUGGAAAGACACUGCAAGAGCGAAGCCCUCACUAAGCCGGCGGACGCACCGGUAACAGCGAAAGAAAAGAAAUCUAAAAGUCUAUUUGCAAAACUGCUCAGAGGAAAGAACAAAGGAUAUUCCCCAACGACCAUCGCUGCAGGAGAACUUAAUUCCAGCAGGACUGUGAAGCUGGCCAACAUCCGAGUUCCCCUCUCCGCCCAUAAAACCACCGUCCUCAAACGCACCGAGCAGCUCAGGUGUUACUCUGAGGGGGAGCGCGCGUCGUCCAACUCUGCCUCUCACAUCGAGAUCCGCUACACGGACCUGUUUGUGACCGACGACAGCGACGCGCUCGACGACAAGCAGCACGAGUACUUUGACCUGGCGAGCCGACGCGCUCGCAUCUACGUCCACCAGGCGUGCCAGCGCAUCCGGCCCUGUCAGCUGCUAAGCCAGCGAGCGGCGGCGGGCCGGCGCCCGAGACGGGUCAAAGUGAAGGGCAUCGCCGGCAUCGGGAAGAGCGUGGCCGUGCAGAGGCUGCUCUACGAGUGGGCCGUCGGGAAGAGCAUGCGCGAGUUCACCUGCGUGUUCGACCUGCGCUUCCGAGAACUCAACCUGAUCGAUGCACCGCUCAGCUUCCAGGAGCUGCUCGGGGAGAGGUUCCGGUACCUGAAGGAAAUCCUACCGGACCUUUUGGGCUCACCGAGCUCUUUGCUCUUCAUCUUAGAUGGACUGGACGAGUUCAGGUUCCCCUUAGACUGGAGCAGAGACGGAGCCAACAUUGAUGUGGACUCAAAGGCGUCAGUGUCGGAGUUGAUGGCGGCUUUAAUCAAAGGAAGUCUUCUCCCAAAGGCAUCGGUCAUUCUCACCACGAGACCCUCCACCAAGGCCCCCAAAGGGUUCUUCCAGCGGUGCUGUGUGGUUCUGGGCUUUGAGGAGGCUCAGGUGAAGGAAUACACCGGCAAGUUCUACAAAGACGUCCAAGUGGCUGAAAAAGUCUAUGACUACAUUCUGAACAACGACAACCUUUUCGUGUUGUCCUUCAUUCCCCUUUAUUGCUACAUCAUUUGUACCGCCAUGGCCGAGUUCUUCUCCUCAGGUGAAGGCGCUGGUGGGUCAAAGUCUUUGGAGCUGAACCCGCCCAGAACAGUCAGCGAGGUCUACUUCUGCUACCUGUUCACGGCGGUCAAGCACCAUGCGCUGAGGGGUAAGGCAGAGAGGAGCACUCCCCGACAGGAGGUUCUGUCCUUAGCUAAGCAAUACCUCACGAACCUGGGCAAACUAGCAUACGACAACCUGCUGCAGAAGAAGAUCAUGUUCGACAGACGGGAUCUGGAGAGGUAUGGCGUCACGCUAGCUCACAUUCAGAGCACAUUUCUGUGUCAGAUCCUUCAGCCCCUCAAGGAGGAAACAGUGGAGAUGUUUUCGUUCUUCCACUUGACGGUACAGGAACACCUGGCUGCCCUUUACUGCGCAACCAACCUCCUCAGCCAGCAGGACAUAAUCCAAGCCCUGGACCUGUGGUGCUUCGGGGUCAGUCCGUCAUCCUCCACCGCUUCACCUCUGCAGAACACAGGCCUCAACACAAGGAAGCUGGAAGGUCUGCAGAUGUUCACGCGCUUCUUCAUGGGGACGCUCCGCGCACGGCUGGCGGGCCAGUUGGACGGCCUUUACCUCCCUCUGGGGGAGGGAGAGGACAAACUCCCCCCCGGACUGGGCUUGUGGUUCCAGGAACAGUUUAAGGGCAGGGAGCUGGAAAACCAGACAGCCCUGAACCUCCUCCACUGCCUGAUGGAGUUCCACAGGAAGGAAGCCACCAGCUUGGUGGCACCAGAGAUCAAGAAGCUCAACCUGUUCAAGAUGAAGCUGAGUGUCGUGGACUGCUCAGCGAUACAUUACGUGCUGCAGUUCUCCCCCCACGAGCUGCAGGAGCUCAACUUGGGCUAUUCCAACAUUGGGAACCGAGGACUGAACAGACUGGGGCCAAUCCUACAUCGCUGUGAAUCUCUCUAUUUGAGAUACAACUGUCUGGACAGACAAGCAGCUAUUUUAGAAUCUGCAAUGCUAAGAUCGAGCGAGUGCCGAGUGAAGAAGCUCUUCAUGUGUGGCAAUAACCUGGGCCCAGAGGGAGUUCUGGAGCUGUGGACCGCUCUGGAGCACAACAGCACCGUGGAGGAGCUCUACGUCGACAUUACUGGCAUCACAGAGAGGGGAACAGAGAACAUUGUCCAGUGUCUGAGCAGGAACACGUCUUUGAAGACGCUGACGAUAGUUGGAAACGACAUCGGAGAGACUGGGAGGAGGAGGCUGAAGGAGCUGCAGAAGCGUCGGCCGGGACUGAGGAUCAUUGCAAACUUUGUGGACGACCUGGGGCUGCUCCAGGCCUACCUGGACUGGGUGGAGGAGCUCCAGGCUGACAAGGACCAGUUUGACUCGGUGAGGAACGUGGACGCUCUGCAGUCGGUGCUGAAGGGGCUCCAGGUGGCCGGAGAAAAGGCGGAGAAGGGAAAAAAUGCAGAAAAAGCCAAAGAGUUCUACACAAAGAUCACAGAGCUGCUGACUUCUGCAGAUGUGACUGGAGGAAGAUGACCACAGGUUGUGUUAUGUGUGAGUUAAGGUUCUGGCUCCUUGAGACAUUCUGAUGUUUUUAGCAACUUUUUUUUCCAAAUAAAUAUAAGGAUGUCCUUGUGUUUGUAAUACUAUAAGUUUUAAAGACAUAUUUUAUCUGGAAGUAAAGUUUCUCGCUUUUGGUGGUCGUCGGUUUCAUUAAAGGAGCAUCAUGUACAUUUGAAGUGACUUUAAUGAUUUCCUUCCUUCUUUGAAGCGUCUGUUAGUGUGAGGUUUCAACAUCCAUAUGCAAAAGGCGCCUUGCUUCUUAUGUAGACGUACAUACUUAUAAUUAUAGCACAUCUUACUGACCAUAAUUCAACAAACUGCAAUUCUGGAAUAUCUCCUCUGAUCUGCAUCCAACAUGACGUGUGACAUGUGAAACAUAAACCGCCCUCUAACAGUGAACCCACUGGGUCAUGAGUGAUGGAAGAAAACGGAUAGGAACAAUGUGUGAAUUAUAGAACCAACUUGUUUUGUGCAAGUACCUUUUUCAUAUAUUGUGAACAGGAACUUGACAUUUGAAACUAUAUAAACUGUGAACACAAAAAAUGUGAGAAUAGAGAAAGAAAAACAAACAGCUUUUUAAAUAUUUUUAAUUUGUUCGUAAGACAUUUUGAUGAACCUGCAAAUAACAAUAUACCACACUUGUGCCACAAUUUAUUUUAGCUAUCACUUCCUCUUUUAUUUCUGCUCUCUACAUUUAGACAGUGUCAUCACAGUUGUGCCCUUAAAAUAAAAUAUUUCUGCGACUAACACGCUUCUUCAUGUUGUACGCGAUUCUUGUUUCCUCUGGAGGAACUCUGAGCUGAACAAUAUCUCAUUUUAAAUAGAUCAAUAUCUACAUAACAAAUAAAUUUACACUAUUUCUUGUUAUAAGUUCCAGAUUGUUUUAGAUUUCUGAUAAUGUUGACCACAAAUACCAGGUGGUGGCUUUCUUUAAUUCAAGGGUAACUAUCACUCCUCUGUCUGUAAUGAACAAGACGGUGGAGGUUCUAU
Messenger RNA from Betta splendens (Siamese fighting fish), 4446 nucleotides. Its product is annotated as NLR family CARD domain-containing protein 3-like. The transcript is spliced from 7 exons. The record is from RefSeq and is a predicted model, not a curated record. Lineage: Eukaryota; Metazoa; Chordata; Actinopteri; Anabantiformes; Osphronemidae. Bases 595 to 3429 code for a protein of 944 amino acids.